Lemur catta (Ring-tailed lemur) is the source of this 3001-nucleotide messenger RNA. RefSeq names its product zw10 kinetochore protein (gene ZW10). Lineage: Eukaryota; Metazoa; Chordata; Mammalia; Primates; Lemuridae. The coding region runs from base 151 to 2490 and encodes 779 amino acids. Gene Ontology annotation, biological process: endoplasmic reticulum to Golgi vesicle-mediated transport; mitotic spindle assembly checkpoint signaling; mitotic cell cycle. The transcript is spliced from 16 exons. The record is from RefSeq and is a predicted model, not a curated record. Gene Ontology annotation, cellular component: RZZ complex; nucleus; chromosome, centromeric region.
GCUCUCGCUUUCCUUGCGGCGUUGUGGGCCCGGCGAGACUCGGUUUCCCGGCAGGCCGUGCGUCCAGGUCGUCGCGGGACGGGAGCUGCCGCGCUGGCUACGAGAAGCUGUGAGAGAGUCGUCCAGUCACCGUUGGUUCCUGUCGUGAUCAUGGCCUCGUUCGUGACAGAAGUUUUGGCACACUCAGGGAGGCUGGAGAAGGAGGAUCUGGGCACCCGGAUCAGCCGCCUGACCCGGCGGGUGGAGGAGAUCAAGGGCGAGGUGUGCAAUAUGAUUAGCAAGAAGUACAGUGAAUUCCUGCCUAGCAUGCAGAGUGCACAGGGCUUGGUUACCCAGGUGGAUAAGUUAUCUGAAGACAUUGACCUGCUGAAGUCCAGGAUAGAGAGUGAGGUCCGCCGGGAUCUUCAUGUAUCAACUGCUGAAUUUACAGACUUGAAGCAACAAUUGGAAAGAGACUCAGUUGUACUAAGUUUGCUUAAACAGCUGCAAGAGUUUUCUAGUGCUAUUGAAGAAUACAAUUGUGCAUUAACAGAGAAGAAGUAUGUCACUGCUGCUCAUCGUCUAGAGGAGGCACAGAAAUGCUUGAAGUUAUUAAAAUCCAGAAAAUGCUUUGAUUUAAAAAUACUGAAAUCUCUCAGCAUGGAGCUCACAAUACAGAAACAGAACAUACUAUAUCACCUUGGAGAAGAGUGGCAGAAGCUGAUUGUAUGGAAGUUCCCACCAUCAAAAGAUACCAGCAGUUUAGAAUCUUGCCUACAAACGGAACUUCAUUUAUGCACUGAACAAUCCCAGAAAGAGGAGAAGACCCCUGUGCCACCCAUCAGUUCUGUCCUCUUGGCCUUUUCUAUUCUUGGAGAACUACACACCAAGCUUAAAUCAUUUGGUCAGAUGCUACUGAAGUAUAUCCUUAGGCCUCUGGCAUCUUGCCCAUUUCUUUAUGCUGUGAUAGAAAACCAGCCUAACACAGUUAUUGUUCGUUUUGAAUCUGUAAUGACUGACUUAGAACAUCCAUCGCCAUCUGAAGUUUUUGCGAAGAUCAGACUGGUACUGGAAGUGCUCCAGAAACAGCUUUUAGAUUUUCCACUUGACACUGACCUAGAAAAUGAAAAAACAUCUUCGAUCAUAUUGGCUGAGAUGCUUGGUGAUGUGAUCUGGGAGGACUUAUCUGAGUGCCUUAUCAAAAACUGUUUGGUUUAUUCUAUUCCAACAAAUAGCAGCAAGUUACAGCAAUAUGAAGAGAUUAUACAAUCCACCGAAGAAUUUGAAAAUGCCCUGAAGGAGAUGAGGUUUUUAAAAGGAGAUACUACAGAUUUGUUGAAAUAUGCCCGUAACAUCAAUUCUCAUUUUGCUAACAAGAAGUGCCAGGAUGUGAUUGUGGCGGCCAGAAACCUAAUGACCUCUGAAAUUCACAACACUGUGAAGAUUACUCCUGAUUCUAAGAUAAGUGUGCCAGACUUACCCAGUCCUGAUGAGGAUAACAAGCUAAAAGUACAGAAAGUAUCCAUACCUCAGUACAAUGAAGUGGUGAAUUUAGAGUCUGAAAAUACAUUGGACCAACAUUCCUUUUCUUUGCCUGCAUGCCGCAUCAGUGAAUCUGUGAAGAAAUUAAUGGAACUUGCCUAUCAGACUUUACUAGAGGCAACAACCAGUAGUGAUCAAUGUGCUGUUCAACUUUUCUAUUCAGUGAGGAAUAUCUUCCAUUUAUUCCAUGAUGUUGUACCGACAUAUCACAAGGAGAACCUUCAAAAACUGCCCCAGUUGGCUGCCAUUCACCACAACAAUUGUAUGUAUAUUGCUCACCACUUACUGACUCUUGGGCAUCAGUUCAGAUUACGUCUUGCCCCCAUUCUUUGUGAUGGCACUACUACUUUUGUGGAUCUUGUACCUGGCUUCAGGAGACUUGGGACAGAGUGUUUUUUGGCCCAAAUGCGGGCACAGAAAGGUGAACUUCUGGAGAGAUUAUCAAGUGCUAGGAACUUUGCAAAUAUGGAUGAUGAAGAGAAUUAUUCUGCAGCAAGUAAAGCGAUCCGGCAGGUACUGCACCAACUGAAGAGACUUGGAAUUGUAUGGCAGGAUGUCCUGCCAGUGAAUAUUUAUUGCAAGGCUAUGGGGACUUUGCUCAAUACAGCAAUUUCUGAGAUCACUGGCAGAAUCACUGCCCUAGAGGACAUCUCUACUGAAGAUGGCGAUAGAUUGUAUUCCUUAUGCAAAACAGUAGUGGAUGAAGGACCCCACAUAUUUGCACCUUUAUCUGAAGAAAGCAUGAACAAGAAAUAUCAAGAAGAAGUUCCAGUCUAUGUGCCAAAAUGGAUGCCAUUCAAAGAGUUGAUGAUGAUGUUACAAGCCAGCUUGCAAGAAAUCGGGGAUCGGUGGGCAGAUGGAAAAGGGCCUCUGGCAACUGCAUUCUCUUCCAGUGAAGUAAAAGCUUUAAUUCGUGCCUUGUUCCAGAAUACAGAAAGACGAGCAGCUGCCCUUGCUAAGAUUAAAUAGCUCCAUCUUCUUGAGAAAGCUAUGACUUCUUGACUAUGUGGAUUCCUCCCUUGGCAUAAUUACCCCCUUAAAGACUUCUUGGAAUCACCCACAGGUUUUGGUGAACCAAUAUAUCAUGGAAGUUUGACUUGACAAAAAAACAGCUUACCUCCUGGCCUGUAUGAGGCUUUGUGUAAGAAUUGGAUAUUAAGAUAAGUUGUCUAGUAAAGCACCUCAAUUCACUGACAUUCUAGCCACCCUCCUUUGAUUAGAUGCGAAACUGUCAGGCAGCAUUAUUUCAUGCUGCUUCCAGACCCCCUGGGAACUAUGUACAUUGUAAAUGUAGGCCCUGGCUUUGGAGCAAGGAAUCUGGGAGAUUCCAAGAGUCAGGAUAGAGAAUUUGUGAGCAAAUGGGAAAUAUUUUUUGGGGGGUGGAGGUGGGAAGUAGGGAUACCAUAUUUAGCCUUGUGGGAAUUAUGGAGACUUCUUGUAAUAUUUUUUCUUUCCAAUAAAUAAUGCUUUUUAUAGUUAA